Messenger RNA from Cuscuta campestris, 4211 nucleotides. The record is from the annotation of a GenBank genome assembly. NCBI's taxonomy places the organism in Eukaryota, Viridiplantae, Streptophyta, Magnoliopsida, Solanales, Convolvulaceae.
UUAUCAAUAAACGUAAAACCCUAAAAACCCUAAACCUCUUGUCUCGUUCUCUCUCUCUCCUAGCCGCGCACAACCUCCGGAAGUGUGGCGGUCUUCUGCUUGUGGUGUUCUUCAGCCGAACCACAGGGAGUUAGGGAACACUCCGAGUUUCACCGUUGUGAUCGUUCUUAUCACUGGUGCUCUCAUUGAUUCGUUCUCAUGGCCGCGGAUUCAUCAACACCAAUCACCGCUGCUUGUCUUCGGGAGUUUCAGGAGCAAAUAGAUGAUCAACUUAGUCGGGCACUCCAGCAAUUGCAUCACACUGUGCAACAGAUGCAGUUGGAUUUGGGGACCCUACGCGCGGAGACACUAACCGAGAAGCAUGUGCGCGAGUUACGGCAACCUCAUGAUCAUGGCCAGGUAAACCCGAUGACCAAACUCAAACUCGACAUGCCGAAGUGUGACGGUACCGAUCCCUUGGGCUGGUUAUUUAAGGCACACGAGUACUUUGUUUUUUACGCGGUGCCCGAGGAGAACCGCUUGUCGGCCGUGUGCUUGAUGUUAGAAGGUCCGGCUUUGGACUGGUUUCGUUGGAGACAACGUAACCACCUUUUGGAGUCGUGGGCGGACUUUGUUACUAAGUUUAAACUCCGCUUCGACCCCCUUAAUUAUGUUGACUAUCUCGGCCUCUUGUCCAAAGUACAGCAAACCAGGACGGUUCUUGACUACCAGCAGGCUUUUGAAAAGAUUUUGGUUAAUGUUACUGACGUGGAUGAAUCUAAUCUCCAGUCUCUUUUCCAUGCCGGGUUGAAGCCGCAUCUCCAGCACGAGAUCCUCUUGCAGAAACCCACUUCUAUUUCGAUGUCCUUUGCCUUGGCUCGAGAGUUGGAAGCAAAGCAUGCCGCCUGGGCUACUUCAUUACAGCCGCGGUAUCCAUCACGCCAGGCAGUGUGGACACCGGCAAAAGCUCCGACGACUCCUACGGCCACACCACUGCUGCCUACACCGACAGGGGUCACCGAAAACAAGUCCCAUCCAACCCAUCCUAUCCGCCAGCUCACCUAUGCUGAGAAAAAAGAACGCGAUGCCAAAGGCUUGUGUUAUAAUUGUGAUGAAAAGUGGGUUAAGGGCCAUCGCUGCGGACGUUUCCUUUUGCUCUUGGAAGAUGACGAGGGGGAUGAGCACUCGCCACCGGAGGAUCCCGAUGACAAUGUCGUCACGGCCGACGUAUCAAGCCUCCACAGUUUAGCCGGGCCACUAACACCCCGCUCAUUGCGUCUAUCAGGCGUGCUUUCUAAAGGAGUUGUGGACGUUCUUAUUGACGGUGGCAGCACCCACAACUUCAUCCAACCCACGGUGGUGGAGCGCCUGUGUUUACCCGUCUCUGAUAUCCCAGCUUUCCGAGUGUAUGUUGGCAACGGGGCUUCCCUCCUUUGCGAUCGCCAGUGCUGUAACGUCUCUCUUCUUUUGCAGGGCACGACCUUCCCGGUCGAUCUUUUUGUGCUUCCGAUUCACGGACCCGAUGUGGUGCUUGGGGUCCAAUGGCUUCAAGUAUUAGGUAAGGUCACCGGCCACGACUAUGCCCACCUCACUAUGGAGUUUUUGUGGAAAGGAUCACGGGUUGCGUUGAAAGGGGGAACAACCACACCACGGCCAAUAUCCUUGCAUCAGUUCCAGUCUCUUCAAGCACGCCAGGAAGUAGUCGAAUGCUUCGAAAUCACCCCGGUCUCCGAACCUACAGGGGGGCGAUUCACUGCUCUGGCCAACAGACCUGCCAACCGUACUUCAGGCUGUAUUUUGUACAAACCUGGGUCUUCCAACACCGUUGCCGAUGCUUUAUCACGCCGGGAUCAGCCUGACAUACCGCCCACGACGACGGCUGAUAUCAUGGCCCUCUCCCAACCCUUGCCAUCCAUUUUGGAACGCAUCCGUGACGAAAAUUGUCAUCGCCGUGGAGUAUUGCCGGCUCUGUAUACUGUGGCCGACGGGUUGCUCUUCUAUAAUACACGACUGUGCAUUGGGGCUGACUCCAGCCUUCGUACCGAGUUGCUUCGUGAAUAUCAUGACUCCCCUAUCGCGGGGCACGCGGGAGUCCACCGCACAUUCCACCGCCUAGCAGCGUCUUUUCAUUGGCCUCGGAUGCGCGCAGACGUUCGUGCUUAUAUUGCUAAAUGUGAGAAGCUAGCCUUGAAAUUCUAUGGGCCGUACGAGGUGGUAGAACGCAUCGGUCCUGUUGCCUACCGGCUACGCUUACCGGAAAAUUCCAAAAUCCACCCGGUUUUUUAUGUCUCUGUCCUUCGCCCUUUUCGUGGUACCAACGUGCCAGUGCAGCCCUUGGCAUUGCCGGAUGAUCUCGUUGAUGGAAGAACACCGUCUCACCCCAUACAACUACAUGCAGUUCGUCGGGUUUUACAGCAUGGGGUGCCGGUCCAACAAGGCUUGAUUUCAUGGAGUGAUGGUACAUUGGAUGAUGCUACUUGGGAACCACUGGCGCUGAUAAAAGAACACUAUCCACAUCUCCACCUUGAGGACAAGGUGACUGUCGAAGAAAGGAGGAGUGUUACGGAUUCGGAUGAACCAGGGGACCAACACGUUCAAGACUCGGGGACUCGUCGAAAAAAACUCACCGAAACAAAUUAUCCGGCAUGGUCUCUCAAUGUCCAGACAGCUCUUUCAGCUAAUCUCCUCCUUGGAUGGAUUGAUGGUCAUGAAGCAACCCCGGCGCCAACUAUCUCCAAAAACGAUAAAAUCGUCCCUAAUCCAGAGUAUACCUCCUGGACCAUCGUUGACACACAGAUCCGCGCCUGCCUCCUAGCGGUCAUCAGUCCCUCCGUUCACAAACAUGCUCGUGGCUUCACCACAUCUGCUGCCCUCUGGGAUGCUUUGGCCGCACGGUACAAUUCCGUGUCCACCGCUCAUAUUUAUCAGCUUCGGGACAAACUCCACACUUUUCGUAAAGGUACCAAAACUAUGACACAAUACCUUGAUGAUGUGGCAACUAUUCUCUCGGAUCUCGAUGCCUUGAAAGAAGAGAUCCGUGAACGUGAUGUGGUGAAUGCUGUUAUUCGUGGUCUUCCCACCGAAUACUCAUCCUUUAAGCAAAAUAUUCGCAUGAACAAUACCAAUAUUUCGUUAAAUCAGCUUUCUGGAUGGCUGAUCUCUGAAGAAAUAAACCUGGAGAUGGAGAAUAAACUCAGCCUCACUGAGUCUACCAUCAUCGAACCUCGCACAGCACUUCUCGCUACAAACGGUCGAGGUUACGGUAGAGAAGGCUACCGCGGUCGACCGUCACCUGGACGUGGAUACAACAGCGGACGUGGAGAAAGGAACAACGGUCGACCGUCCCAGGGAAACAGUCGACCGUCACGGGAUUUGCCAACCUGCCAAAUCUGCGAGAAACGAGGUCACUCUGCGUCUGAGUGCUGCUCUUCUACUCUCAUCUCAGAAGUUACUCAGGCCAUGCACCGUGACUUCAAGCUCAAAGAACUUGGACCUCUUCAUUACUUCCUUGGCAUUGAGAAAAGGCUUGGGAUUGUGUGGAAUCCAAAAGCCCCUCUUUUCUUCCGCCUCAUCUUCUCCACCUCCUCCUACGAAUCUUCUUCUCUUCUUCGGCUAAUCUUCUCUAUCUCCUCCUCCAUUGGCAUCUCCUCCUCCGUUAGCACAGGUUUUUCUCUUCUCCAACUUCCCUCUAUCGUCGUCAAGCCUUCACGUAUUUUCGGAAGGAUCGUGCUACAGUGCACCCGCCCUUGCCUCCGUUGCUGCCUCCCUAUUUAAGAUGUUUUUUACCUUUUCUCCUUUUUUUUCUUUCCUCUACGUCGCUCUGGCGGCUCUGCUCUUCCGUGCCAGCCAGCCGCACGACUCUCCUCUCCCUUUUCUACGCUCUCCUUCCCACAAGGCAGGUAAUAUCUUCUUUUUCUUAUCUUCCUUUUCAUAUCUCUGAUGCGCCAACCCCUGUAGCACGACCAUCCCUCUGUCAAUCUCUUCUCUUCAUUCCAUUUUUAGUCAAUUUCUAUAGCAAUAAUUUUUUGAGUUUUUGUGGAGUACAUAGGGUAUUUGGUGAUUAUGGACUUACAAACAUGUAUUGUUACACAUGUUGAGAAUGAUCAACCACAUGAUUUUGGUGGUCAAGAAGAAGACCUGGUUUUAUAUGACUUGCAGCCCAGUUGUAAGUGUAGAUAUUUAGACCCCAUUCUAUAUUCAUUUGAAGUAGUGAAAAAAUACUGUUUUGUUUU